Messenger RNA from Fonticula alba, 1407 nucleotides. RefSeq lists its product as hypothetical. NCBI's taxonomy places the organism in Eukaryota, Rotosphaerida, Fonticulaceae. Bases 1 to 1407 code for a protein of 468 amino acids. The record is from RefSeq and is a predicted model, not a curated record. The transcript has 10 exons. Gene Ontology annotation, biological process: retrograde transport, endosome to Golgi. Gene Ontology annotation, cellular component: membrane; Golgi apparatus.
AUGGCGCCGCUGCUCUUGGCUACGCUUGUUCUCCUCGCCAGCCUGCUCGGCCUGGCUGCGUCCGAGAGCAGCUUCACCGAGAUCACCACCAACCGGGUGUCGUUCAACAUCACCGAGGCCAUCAGCGAGAAGAUUUAUUCUUGCCCGGUCAAGAACACCACCGAGAUUUGCGGUAUCUCCUACCCCGGUGAGAUUAUUCUGAAGCCCAUUGACGGCCCCGGCAGUGUCAACGAGUCGAACUUCAUGCGCUUCGCCCUUUCCGAGGACGACCCGAUCACCGAUACCUUCCUGGUCACCAAGCGCAGCCUCUACUGCAUUACGGUGGUCCCCCAGACCGGCAACGCCGAGGGCACCAUCUACUCGGUCUUCCCCUAUGGCAAGGUCCCAGCCCUGGACUAUCCCCUGCUGCCGUUCUAUGGCUUCCUUGGGCUCUUCUAUCUGGCGAUCGGCUUUGUCUGGGCCGUCCUCUGCGCCCUGUACUGGAAGGAUAUCCUGCGUGUGCAGCUUUACAUCUCCGGUGUGGUGCUGCUCAACUUGAUGGAGUGCAUCUUCUACUUUGCCUUCUACAACGACUACAACAAGACGGGUGUUCAGUCCAUGCCCCUCCUCACGAUCUCGGUCAUCUUCGGCGCUGGUAGCCUGAGUUCCUCCCUGUCGGCCUUCCUUGUCGUCUGCAUGGGCUUCGGUCUGGUCAAGCCCACCCUCGGCACCACUGGCCACAAGGUGUUCAUCCUCGGCUUCGUCAACUUCCUGGUGUACUGCCUGUUCAAGGCCACCCAGGUUCUCAACCGGAUGCAGGAUGCCCCGGAGCAGCAGUCUUACACGGUCCUCAUGAUUGCCCUGGCCCAGUCCAUCAUCCUGGCCAUCUACUUCUUCUGGAUUUCUUCGUCCCUCAGCGAGACCAUGUCGCGCCUGGUCCUCCGCCACCAGUCGGAGAAGCUUCGCGCCUACAAGUAUCUGAACCACAUUCUCUAUGUGGCGCUGUUUGCCUUCCUCUUCGGUGUCAUUGUCAUGGUCCUGCAGAACGCCGAUGUCCAAUUCCAGCGCGAGAACUGGCAUCUCCUCUGGUUCACCAAUGUCGGCCUCUUCCAGCUCCUCUACACCGUGGUGCUGGUGCUCAUUAUGUUCCUCUGGCGCCCGACCACCAACAACUCUCGCUUCACUCUCGAGCAGAUCCCCCUGGAGGAGCGCGUCACCUCGGUGCAGGUCGGCGACGGGAAGCUCACCUCGCGCACGCGCACCGGCCGCGAGAAGGUCGAGACCGAGGUUGUCGACGAGGACCUCAAGUGGGUGGAGGACAACAUCCCGGUUCUCGAGGAAAUCGAGAACAUCCUGGCAUCGGACGUUAUGGCCGACAUGCAGGAGCACGUCCGGAUGAUCAAGAACGAGCGCUCAAAGAUGAACUGA